Molecule: messenger RNA, 4001 nt
Organism: Trifolium pratense (red clover)
Lineage: Eukaryota; Viridiplantae; Streptophyta; Magnoliopsida; Fabales; Fabaceae
Product: ABC transporter C family member 10-like
Exons: 11
Coding region: 185-3997 (1270 amino acids)
Biological process (GO): transmembrane transport
Cellular component (GO): plant-type vacuole; vacuolar membrane
Molecular function (GO): ABC-type transporter activity; ATP hydrolysis activity; ATP binding
Source: RefSeq, a predicted model, not a curated record
AUGGUUGUGGCUGUGUUCUUUUCUUAUAUUCUUUGUUUCGGGUAUUUUCUGUGUUUUUUCGUUACCUUAUGCAUUUAUAGUAAGAGAAUUUUGCAUUAAGGUAGCAUUAGAUGUUUUAUCUUUUUUCGGAGCAUUUUUGCUGAUUUUUUGCACAUACAAAGCAAGAAAAUAUGAAGAAACUUACAUGGAAAUUGAUGAAAGUUUAUAUACCCCUUUAAAUUACCAGCUAAAUGAAGUUGACCAUGUUAAUCAUGUAACCCCAUUUGCCAAAGUUGGAUUCUUUAGUUUGAUGUCAUUUUGGUGGUUGAAUCCGUUGAUGAAAACGGGUCAAGAGAAAACACUUCAGGACGAAGAUAUGCCAAAGUUGCGAGAGUCUGACCGAACAGAAAAAUGUUAUGCAUUGUUUAUAGAUCAACUGAAUAGACAGAAGCAGCAGGACAAAUCAUCACGGUCAUUGGUUUUAUGGACAAUAAUCUUGUGCCAUCGUAGAGAGAUUUUGAUAUCGGCAUUCUUUGCAUUACUCAAGGUACUCGCAAUCUCUUCUUGUCCUGUGAUUUUGAAUGCCUUUAUUUUGGUGGCCGAGGGUAAUAAAAGUUCGAAAUAUGAAAGUUAUGUAUUAGCCAUCUCGCUUUUGUUUACGAAGAUUUUAGAAUCUCUAUCCCAAAGGCAGUGGUAUUUUCGCACUAGACUUAUUGGUAUGAAAAUUAAAUCAUUACUCAUUGCAGCCGUUUAUAAGAAACAAAUGAGGUUAUCCAAUGCUGCUAGAUCGGUUCACUCCGGUGGUGAGAUAAUGAAUUAUGUGAAUGUGGAUGCUUAUAGAAUUGGAGAAUUUCCAUUUUGGUUUCACCAUACAUGGACAACAACCCUCCAACUAUGUAUCGCAUUAGUAAUUAUUUUUCGUGCAGUUGGGCUCGCGACAAUUGCAUCAUUUGUAGUGAUAGUUUUGACUGUGAUUUUAAAUACUCCAUUGGCAAAGUUACAACAUAAGUUUCUAAGCAAUCUUCUUGUGGCGCAAGAUGAAAGGUUGAAGGCUAGUUCCGAAGCUCUAGUGAAUGUUAAAGUGUUGAAGUUAUAUGCAUGGGAAAUGCAUUUUAAAAAUGCUAUCGAAGGCUUAAGAUACGUUGAACUCAAAUGGUUAUCUUCAGUGUUACUACAAAAAGCAUACAAUGUCAUUUUGUUUUGGUUUUCGCCGUUUUUCAUCUCUGCUGCAACAUUCGGGGCAUGUUACUUUUUGAAAGUUCCUUUACAUGCAAAUAAUAUUUUCACCUUUGUUGCAACAAUACUCCUUUUGCAAGAUCCGAUUUCAACCAUUCCAGAUGUUAUUGGAGUGAUCAUUCAAGCAAAUAUUGCAUUUUCUCGGAUUGUGAGAUUCCUUGACGCGCCUGAGCUGCAGAGUUCAAAUUUUAGUAAGAGUUGCUUCGAUGAGAAGUUAAAGGGCUCAAUUUUAAUCAAAUCUGCGGACUUUUCAUGGGAAUAUAAUAUAUUGAAGCCGACAAUAAGUAACAUAGAUUUAAAGGCUAGUGUUGGACAAAAGAUAGCCAUUUGUGGUGAAGUUGGCUCAGGUAAAUCAACUCUCUUAGCAGCAAUUCUCGGAGAAAUUCCUAAUACUAACGGAAAUAUCGAAGUUUAUGGCACGUUUGCUUAUGUUUCUCAAACAGCAUGGAUACAAACAGGAACAAUACAAGAAAAUAUUUUGUUUGGAUCAGCUAUGGAUGUUCAAAGGUAUCAAGAAACACUUCAUAGGUCUUCACUGAUGAAGGACCUUGAGUUGUUUCCAUAUGGUAAUCUAACCGAGAUAGGAGAGAGAGGUGUAAAUCUAAGCGGGGGUCAAAAGCAGCGAAUUCAACUUGCUCGAGCUUUUUAUCAGAAUGCCGAUAUAUAUCUCUUGGAUGAUCCAUUCAGUGCUGUUGACGCGCACACUGCCACUAAUUUAUUCAAUGAAUACGUAUUGGAAGGACUUGCCGGAAAGACAGUCCUUCUUGUGACUCAUCAAGUUGACUUUCUCCCUGCAUUUGAUUCUGUUUUGUUGAUGUCAAAUGGACAAAUCCUGCAAGCUGCUCCUUACCAUGAUCUACUGACCUCUAGCCGAGAAUUUACGGACCUUGUCAAUGCUCACAAAGAGACUGCUGGUUCUGGUCGACUUGUAGAUGUUACUUCAUCGCAAAGACAUUCAAGUUCUGAUAGAGAGAUUCAGAAAACUUUUACGGAGAAGCCGUUUAAAGCUUUAAACGGAGAUCAAUUAAUUAUGCAAGAAGAGAGGGAACGAGGAGACGCAGGGUUGAAGCCUUACUUACAAUAUCUCAAUCAAAAAAGAGGCUAUCUAUACUUCUUUCUCGGUUCUCUUUCUCACCUGAUGUUUGUGAUUUGUCAGAUAUUGCAAAACUCGUGGAUGGCUUCCCGUGUUGACGAUCCUCAAGUCAACACAUUACAAUUGGUUGUAGUUUACUUGUUGAUUGGAGUUACCUCUAAUUUUUUCAUGAUAAUCAGAAGUCUUCUUGCUGCUCUAUUGGGUUUUCAAUCAUCAAAACAUAUAUUCUCACAGCUAAUGAACUCUCUUUUUCGAGCACCGAUGUCUUUUUAUGACUCUACACCUUUGGGAAGGAUACUUAGUAGGGUUUCAUCUGAUUUAAGCAUUGUGGAUCUUGAUAUCUCAUUUAACCUCACUUAUGUCGUCGGAUCAACUAUAAGUUGUUACAUGGAUCUUAUAGUUUUAACAUCCUUCACUUGGCAAGUCUUGUUUGUCACUAUACCAAUGGCUUAUGUUAUUGUAAAGUUACAGAGACACUACUAUGCCUGUGCAAAACAACUUAUGCGGAUGAAUGGAACAACAAAAUCCUCUGUAGCUAAUCAUGUAGCUGAAACUUUUGCUGGAGCUAUGACAAUAAGGGCUUUUGAGCAGGAAGAUCGUUUUUGCGAAAACAAUUUUAAUCUAAUUGAUGUCAAUGCCAGUGCUUUGUUUCACAGUUUUGCCUCAAAUGAGUGGUUUAUCCAACGUGUAGAAACAGUGUAUGCCGUUGUUCUUACCUCUGCGGCACUUUGCAUUGCUAUGCUUCCAUUUGGGACCUUAACAUCUGGAUUUAUCGGUAUGGCUCUUUCUUAUGGCCUUUCUCUAAAUGGUUCUUUAGUAUAUUCAAUUCAAAGCCAAUGCAUUAUGGCAAAUUAUAUAGUAUCUGUAGAAAGGAUAAACCAGUAUACUCAUAUACCAAAUGAGGAUCAAGAAGGAAAUUGUCCUCCAGUUAAUUGGCCAGUUGUAGGCAAAGUAGAAAUACGCGAUUUACAGAUACGAUACAGGCCGAAAGAACCACUUGUACUUCACGGUAUCACUUGCACAUUUGAAGGAGGGCACAAGAUUGGUAUUGUUGGUAGAACAGGCAGCGGAAAAUCCACUCUGAUAGGUGCUUUGUUUCGUCUUGUGGAGCCGGCGGGUGGCAAAAUUAUAGUUGAUGGCAUAGACAUCUCGUCUAUUGGCCUUAAUGAUUUGAGGUCAAGUUUUGGUAUUAUACCUCAGGAUCCUACCCUUUUCAUUGGGACAGUUAGAUAUAACUUAGACCCUUUAUCUCAACAUUCUGAUCAAGAAAUAUGGGAGGUUCUUCAAAAGUGUCAGUUGCGAGAGUCUGUCAAAGAUAAAGGCGGCUUAGAUUCCUCAGUUACGCUGUCUUUUGUCGAAGAUGGAUCAAACUGGAGCAUUGGACAAAGGCAACUAUUCUGUUUAGGGCGUGCUCUUUUGAGGCGAAGUAAGAUAUUGGUGCUUGACGAAGCAACUGCGUCAAUCGAUAAUGCAACUGAUUUGAUUCUUCAGAAUACCAUUAGAAAAGAGUUUGCUGAUUGUACAGUGAUCACAGUAGCACACAGGAUACCGACUGUGAUGAAUUGCAAUAUGGUUCUUUCGAUAAGCGACGGAAAAUUGGUUGAGUAUGAUGAGCCAAUGAAGUUAAUGAAGAGAGAAAAAUCAUUGUUUGGACAACUUGUUAAGGAAUAUUGGUCUCAUUUUCAGUAGUGGA